AUGGGAGUGGUAGACCUCCCAGAAUAUUUAGCUUCAGCCUACCCGUUCAACACAUGGUUGUCCAUUUAUAAGCUAAGGGAGUCUCUUGCCUUGGUUGAAUAUAGUAGCGGGGUUUGUGUUGUAUGGGUGAUGGAAUCUGGUGUUGUAAAUAAUUUUACAAGGCUAUACACCAUUAGGGCAUCACAUGGGCCAAAAAUGAUAUUGGGAUUUAGAGAAAGUGGCAAACCUAUAAUGGAAGUGAAAGAUCAUCUUAUUGGACGUGGUACACUUGUUGUCUAUGAUCCAAACUUAGAAAAAUUCAAUGACCUUGAGAUUUGUGGAACAGGUGAUUUUUUGUUUGUGAAUUCAUACAUGGAAACUCUACUUUUGCAUGAUCGGUCGGAUUGUAGUAGCAAUUGA
Messenger RNA from Lactuca saligna, 399 nucleotides. The record is from the annotation of a GenBank genome assembly. NCBI's taxonomy places the organism in Eukaryota, Viridiplantae, Streptophyta, Magnoliopsida, Asterales, Asteraceae.